This is a messenger RNA of Brassica napus (rape), 1617 nucleotides long. RefSeq names its product probable sodium/metabolite cotransporter BASS3, chloroplastic. The coding region runs from base 133 to 1383 and encodes 416 amino acids. Lineage: Eukaryota; Viridiplantae; Streptophyta; Magnoliopsida; Brassicales; Brassicaceae. The transcript has 5 exons. The record is from RefSeq and is a predicted model, not a curated record. Gene Ontology annotation, cellular component: membrane.
UGACUAUUAGACGACCACGCCAUGAGUUUGGCAUACACUUAACAUUUAUUUUCUAUAUUAUCCCUUUUGCUUGCCUUCUUCAAACUCCAAACUUGACCCUCUCAAUUUUCAGACAAGGCAGAAAGAAAGAGAAUGGCUUCAAUCACCUCUUUCUCUUUCCCAUUCUCACCACCAGCAGUACCCAAACGAACACUUGCCGCUAAAUCUCGGUUCUUCAAUUGUUCUCAUUCAUCUUUCUCUUCGAUCGUUCCGCCAUCGCUUACUAGUAGCUUUCAAAGACGCGUGGGGGAAGUAGCGUGCUCAACGACGCCGUUUACGGGAAGAGUUGGAUUGCAGUGGAGAGAUGGCAACAUGUCUCUCUUAUCUUUCUGCGGAGGAAACCAUUCUCCUUACAACUCCGAUUCCUCCUCUCAGGUCUUGUCCGCUUUGCUUCCUUUCGUCGUGGCCCUCACCGCCCUCGCUGCUCUCUCCUAUCCAUCCACUUUCACCUGGGUAUCUAAAGAACUCUAUGCUCCUGCUCUUGGUGGGAUUAUGUUAUCUAUCGGAAUCCAGCUUUCAGUUCAAGAUUUUGCUCUUGCUUUCAAAAGACCAGUGCCGUUAUCUGUUGGCUUUGUUGCUCAGUACGUUCUGAAGCCGCUCCUUGGGGUUUUAGUUGCUAACACCUUUGGGAUGCCGACCACUUUCUACGCUGGUUUUGUCCUCACCUGUUGUGUCGCUGGAGCUCAGCUGUCUAGCUACGCCAGCUCUCUCAGCAAAGCUGAUGUUGCCAUGAGCAUUCUUCUUACUAGCUCUACUACUAUUGCCUCUGUUCUCUUUACUCCUUUGCUAAGCGGUCUUCUUAUUGGAUCCGUUGUUCCCGUUGAUGCUGUUGCCAUGUCCAAGUCUAUACUUCAGGUUGUGCUUGUUCCAGUCACUCUUGGCCUUGUGUUGAAUACUUACGCAAAGCCUGUGGUCACUCUUCUUCGACCUGUGAUGCCGUUUGUUGCUAUGGUAUGCACUUCACUCUGCAUCGGAAGCCCGCUUUCGAUAAAUCGAAGUCAGAUUCUUUCGGCAGAAGGUCUUAGAUUGAUUCUUCCAGUUAUCACAUUCCACGCGGUAGCAUUUGUUGUGGGAUAUUGGUUCUCCAAGAUCCCAGGCUUAAGGCAAGAGGAGGAAGUAAGCCGGACGAUAUCUCUCUGCACAGGAAUGCAAAGCUCGACCUUAGCUGGGCUGCUUGCAAGCCAGUUUCUUGGAAGCAGCCAAGCCGUGCCAGCAGCAUGCUCUGUGGUUGUGAUGGCCAUAAUGGGUCUAUGUCUUGCCUCUUUCUGGGGCAAUGGGCUUCGUAUCAGGGACGUUCUGUCUCUACUAACACCGCAAACUAGUGACAAUACGGCUGAAUCAUGAGCAGAGCCACAACAAACCUGUAAAGCAAGGGAACCACACCUUGAGUAUUCAUCGCAAAUUCUUUCAGGUUUUGGAUUUUGAGGAACAAACAGCAUUUGGGAAGGUAAAGAUUAAGGGUUUUAGAGGGGAUGGUAUAGGUAGUAGUGUAGACGUGCUCACAUUACAUGUAAGUGUUCAUCAGUCAUCAUGUACGUAGUCUACUAAUUCAUGAUAUAAAAAGUGAACGCUUAUAUC